AAUUCAUAUUCCCAGAAAAUCUGGUGUGAGGAAGAUAUUGCAAGAGGUUAAAGACUGUUGUAUCAAUCAUGAAGAAAGACAUUGUUGUAUUUAUUUGUGCCUUGUCAUUAAUUGGAUUAGCUGCAGCAUGGGCAGGAAACCUAUGCUAUCGAACUAGACGGAAGUGUCGCUGGGUCUGGGGAUGUAGAUACAGUACCUGGCAGGGAUGUUGUGCCUGGGGCUGGAUAAGCGAGGAAUACACAGAUAGGGAACCUUACUGUUGUGCUGGGUGGAGACAUAACGGGGACCAAAACUGUAAUAAAGCAAUUUGUCCUUAUGAUUGCGGAGGAAGCUUGAGGGGAAAAUGUGAGACCCCCGGCAAAUGCAAAUGUAACCCAGGAUAUGUAGGAGAGUAUUGUCUUUCAGUCGGCACAUGCUCUCACUUACGACCUUGUUUUCCUGGAUACUGCAGGGGAGAUAACACCUGCCAGUGCUUGAAUAAUUUCUUCCCACAAAACUCAAAAGGGAUAGGAAACUGCUUGAAUUUUCCCAGCAGUCCCGACCACUACUACCCAGCAAUUGAGCAGAGUACGAUAGACUUUGGCUAUUACAGCCAGACGAAAAACAUGCUUAUGUUCAACAUGACAGUUGAUUCAGCCAUGAGCAAUGGGAAUAAGGAAGUCUUUUGGACUAAUCGUAGGGACAUCAAUAUCAUGAAUUUCACUUUUCAAUCCAUUUUUAGCUCCGAUACUUUGAAUCUACCUGGAAAGCCUGGUUAUGUGACUCAAUACAAGUUCGGAAUCGUAGAAGCAGACAUUAAUGUUGAACAUACAGAUUUUAGUGGUCGAGUAAAGUACAACACAACUUUGCCUUGUGAUGGAGUUAGCAGAGACAGUCCAAUACAUGACAUCCUUGUUCAGUGCAGACAGCGUAUCACUCCCUUUGAUGUACGUUUCGACUCUGGUGAUACAUAUGCUGUCCAAUAUCGUGCAAAGAAUGGAGGAUAUCGUACUCUAUAUUAUAAUGAAGGGACACAAUAUUUCAAAGGUCAUGAAGUUAACAAAAUGAUAGAUGUCAAGUUUGACAGAGAAAAUCCCUAUCACUGUACUGAAAGGAAUAACUGUAGUAUUAAUACACCAUCAUAUAUGCUCAAGGUUGCUGAUGAUGUCACAAAGACCGCUGUCCAGUUUACUUGGAAUGGAUGGAGGGACGACUUGUCAAAGGUUGCUCGAUACGCUCUAGAGGUUUUCAAGCUGGAACCAGAUGGAUUAGGCGACCUUAAAGAGCCAUACACAGAUACAGUAGAUAAUCCAGUACCUCUAAACAUUACUGAAUUCAACGAAACCUCUUCUGGGGUCCAUUCAUUUUCCUAUAGACCAGACAAACCAGGUGUUUAUUCUUGGAUUUUGGAAGUAAAUGACAAAGCCAAUAACUCGGUGUAUGUUCGGCGUAUUGUUAUCUAUGAUCCAGACUCAAGUGUGACAACAGACAGCUCCAACAGAUUGUAUGCGACCUCUGGAAAUCCGAAUGCAUCCUUUAACUGGCAAACUCAUAAUCCUUUGACAGUAAGAAUCACUUGGAAAAAUCACUUUAUAAAUUAUUUACAUGAAAAUGGAAAGUUUUUAAAUCGUGUCAAGCGCUUUCCUAAUUCUCUAUAUGACGGUGGAUAUCGUAAUGGCUAUAAAAAUAUUUCAGAAAAAUAUGAUGACUACAGUGGUGAGAGAACAAUAAAUCAUAUACUUAAUGAACGCGGGAUUGUUAAAUACGACGUGGCUUAUUACAAUGGAAAAGACCAACAAAUUGCACCUUCAUAUCAAAUUCGAAAUCUUAAAUUCAAUGAAACUGAACGGACAAUCGAUUUAGACACAGCGUUAGAAGAUGGCAGAUCAUUAAGUGUUUGGGUUAAAGCGCAUGAUGUACUUGGUAACACAAACGAAGAGCGCCUUGUUCUACAUUACGAUUCAUCCAAACCUUCAGUGCAUUCACAAACAUUGGAAAGAAAUGUAGGGACAGAUAAAAUGGAUUAUAGAAGCAGAAUACAUGUAAUUGGUGCCACGGAUCCUCAUAGUGGAGUUAAGAACAUCAAAUAUCGAUUCAUUGAAAAGAGUUCAGGAAAGAUAAUAAAUAAUAAGGAAUAUGAAUAUGAAAAUCCAAAAAGAGACUCAAUCUACUGCAACUUAUAUCCCUGUGACGAACAUUUACCGACUGGUGAGUCAUACAGCAGGACUAUUGACUUUGACUUUGAGAACUGUUAUGCCAUGAAUGUGAGUGACGUUUCUAACGAGGUAGUAAGAAUGGAGAUGGAUUUUUAUAAUUCAGCAGGGCUCUACGUUACUCAACAUAUAGAGAUAGCCAAUCUCACAUUACUUAAAGGUGUCAAUGACUGUAAGUACAGGGAAACAACCAAUACAACAGAAGAAAAGAUGUUUGCAAAAUCAUAA
Molecule: messenger RNA, 2420 nt
Organism: Saccostrea cuccullata (small rock oyster)
Lineage: Eukaryota; Metazoa; Mollusca; Bivalvia; Ostreida; Ostreidae
Exons: 13
Coding region: 69-2420 (783 amino acids)
Source: RefSeq, a predicted model, not a curated record